AUGAGAUGGACUCAGGCGCAUGGACUCCAUGUUGGUUCUGUGACAACGGACAGAAGUAAAGCGCUGCGAGCGGCGCUGCGAGAGAUGGAACCUGAAAUUGGGGACAUUCCUCACUACUACUACGGGAGGCGUUUGGUGAAAUGGUUAGACCGUGAACUGAGGAAGGCAGCCAAAUUGGAUGGGUGUGACGGAAUAGGCCCCUGGAUCGAGCAAUUGAAGACGCACCUGUUGAGUGUCAUCAAACACGGUGCCGCUGAUGGGACCGACGUUCAGGCUGCUUUCAAUACGUGUCUCAUGCAUGUGCAGGAUGUACACCAGUGGCCAAUGGACGUUCUGACAGGUCCUUACACUCGGUGCGCACACGAAUCUCUUGAGGAGCCACUACCCAAAGUUCUGAAUGUGGAUAGUAAAGAAUAUGAAGAACUCCGGAAAGUCGUCCUUACUAAGUCUUUCCAGAAAGAUCUACAAAGGGCCAGUCCUUUUGAGGGAGCCUCUAUAGAUGAGGCGAAGAACAUAUGGGAUAGGAUUUACUGUCGCAAGGGGAUGAUUCGUCCAUUUGCUACUUAUCCGCUAUACGUAAUGAUGACCACAAUGCAUAUAAACACCUUGCGACUAGCAGAGCUUAACGGAGAGGGUAAUUUGCCAAAGACCCGUGAUACCCAGCGGGAACGCCCCACAAGGAAAUCUAAUCCCGAACCUAAAUCUGCGGUGAGACAAUUGUGGAGAGACUUAGUAUUCGAUGAAGUCGUCGAGGCUCGGCUCUUAGCCUUGCAAGGAAGACAUCACAAUGGUGCUGCUGAGGAGAACGAGGACUUCUUAGCUGCAGACGAAAACGAUGAGUGUGAGUUGUAG
This is a messenger RNA of Haemonchus placei, 852 nucleotides long. NCBI's taxonomy places the organism in Eukaryota, Metazoa, Nematoda, Chromadorea, Rhabditida, Trichostrongylidae. The record is from the annotation of a GenBank genome assembly.